AUGGAACUUUUCGGGAGUACAUUUGACGACUCCAUGUUUGUGGAGACGAAGGACCGUGAGUGCGUGAUUCUAGAGUCGUACAAAGCCAAAGUCUGCGAGCCCCAGUGGUUUCGUGAAGAUGCUGCUCUCGAUACUGACGAUUCUUUGGAGAGGCAGAAAGUAAUGAAAUUCAGAGGAGACUUGGCGGUGAGAAAGGGAGAGCAUCAGAAAGCUCUUGAGGCAUACAGUGCUUGUCUUUCAUGGAUCUCUGAUAACAAUUUGAACAUCAGGAGAGAUGUGUUGGAGGGAAUGGCUCGAUGCUGCAUCAAAAUGGGACAGAAAGAAAAGGCACUGGAGUUUGUGAAUUUAUUGAGUAAAGAAGUUUCCAACACUUGUCAUCUGACAAGUCUCCUUUUACUCAAGGUCAGUUUGUACCAUCAUGAAGAUGUAGGAUCCAAGAUAUCUUGUCUGCAGAAGCUGUGCAGCUUGUUACCUUUUAACCCUUGGCAUUGGCUUGAGUUGGGUCACACUUGCCAACAGUUUCUCAGAAGUAGCAACAUUACAGAAUCCCCAAAAUGUCAUGUCAAAGUUCAAAAUAAUGAAGAUGUUGUCGAUCUUGAUGAAGACACAAUUUGGCUCAAAGCUUGUGCCUGUUUCAUUAGGUCCAGACUUUUGCUGAGAAUCCUCCAACAACAACAGUCCUCGUUUGUGCUAAAAUGCAAUGAAAGAGCCCUGGACGAGAUCCAUCAGGUGCUCCAGACGCUAAAUCCCACAGAAACGACCUUAAAGAUCUUGACAGAGGUAAUGUCAGAAGAUCUUAUUCCAGAGAAGAUGAAGGAGGAUUAUCAGGAUGGGGAAAGUUUGGCCACUGUGUGUGUCCAGAGCUUCAGAGAGCGCUGGUGGGACAGAGUGAUUCAGACAAACUUAUGA
Messenger RNA from Knipowitschia caucasica, 909 nucleotides. The record is from the annotation of a GenBank genome assembly. Lineage: Eukaryota; Metazoa; Chordata; Actinopteri; Gobiiformes; Gobiidae.